Porites evermanni is the source of this 351-nucleotide messenger RNA. The record is from the annotation of a GenBank genome assembly. Lineage: Eukaryota; Metazoa; Cnidaria; Anthozoa; Scleractinia; Poritidae.
AUGAUAGAAAAAGUUUUUAUAAAUAGACAUCUUGGAAUUAAGUUUAAAUCUUAUAUCGAUGAAGAGUGCCAGGUUUGGUUUCGAGGCAAAGAAGUAGCUACUAUCUUGGGCUACAAAAAUACAGAAAAAGCUAUAAAAAGUCACGUAAGUGAAAAUCACAAAAGAAAAAUUCUUUUUAGCAACCAGCACGAAACGCACGGUUGCUCUAUGACUUAUUUUAUUGAUGAACCUGGAUUUUACGAAUUAGUUUUUAAAUCUAGGUUACCUGCUGCAAAAUUCUUUCGUGAGUGGGUAUUUACAAAGGUAUUACCUUCUAUUAGAAAAUAUGGUUAUUUUAAAAUGUUUGAUAAU